This is a messenger RNA of Clunio marinus, 267 nucleotides long. The record is from the annotation of a GenBank genome assembly. NCBI's taxonomy places the organism in Eukaryota, Metazoa, Arthropoda, Insecta, Diptera, Chironomidae.
AUGAACAAUUCUAUCGAUUUCGUUUUCCACAUCAAAUCUAAUGGAUUGAAAAUUGAUUUCAAAUCGACCUUCUUGAAAAGAAGUUUUGCUUUAAACAACAAUUCGCAAAGUAUUUGGAAAACAUUGGCAUUGAAAAACAAAAGUGUUGAACAUUAUUCGGCUGAUUCAUUAGAACCUUCUCUAGAAUGUUCAUUGAAAGAAAUUAUCUAUCCAACAAAAGCUUUUAAUUUCCUGAAUAAUAAUACAAAAUUAGUAUUCAAGGGUUAA